Messenger RNA from Scylla paramamosain (green mud crab), 4514 nucleotides. RefSeq lists its product as uncharacterized. Lineage: Eukaryota; Metazoa; Arthropoda; Malacostraca; Decapoda; Portunidae. The coding region runs from base 184 to 4002 and encodes 1272 amino acids. Gene Ontology annotation, biological process: protein linear polyubiquitination; proteasome-mediated ubiquitin-dependent protein catabolic process. Gene Ontology annotation, cellular component: LUBAC complex. The record is from RefSeq and is a predicted model, not a curated record. The transcript has 12 exons. Gene Ontology annotation, molecular function: ubiquitin binding; zinc ion binding; ubiquitin-protein transferase activity.
GCCUUGGGCAGUGAGUGUUCAAGUGUUCAGUGCGAGUGAGGCAGCGAUAGGUUCAUGCGGUGGCGAUGGCGUAUCGUUGCUUGUGAUAAGCUAUAGGAAAACUUGGCACGGGUUGGUCCUCCGUCCUGAAAAAAAUUGUGUGAGGUAAAGAAAAAGCUUCCUCUUCGGGUAUUAAGGUGAGAGAUGGAAGCACAGCAACAGGCAUGUGAGGUUGUUGAAGGAGUUAUUGCAAAUAUCUGUGAAAAGCUUGGUGCUGGUGCCAAGGAACAUAUUUGUCUUGAUAAGCUUCGUGAGAGUGCUGCGUUGUGGAUGGAGAACAGUUGCAGUGUCCCGGAAGCCAUAGAGGCAAUAUCCUCACCCCUUCAGCAGGAUGUACAGGUGAAGUUGGAAGAAAAAGAUACUGCCAUCAGGAAAAUUAGAGAAGACUUGGAGAAGAUCCCUGAACCACUGAUUGUGAAACAGAAUUGUAACCAGGAAGCUGAACAACUUUGGGGCACAUCUUAUCCAAGAAAGAAUGACUUCAGAACUCCAGAGUCUUGUAUCACAACACAAGUAGAGUCUGUAAAUGUUAAGGCCUGUGACACAGUACCUGACAAGACAAGUGCCUUGGAUUGUGUUGUCAGAGAUGUGCCACAAGACAGUAGGAACAAAGGUGACAGUGAUGAUGAUGAUGAUGAUGAUGAUGAUGUAGUUAUAAUUAGCACAGUCCCUCGAAAAUCUGCUCCUCUCAUUGUGUUGAGUGACGACAGCUUUGAAGAUGUAUCUCCUUCCACCAGUAAUGAAAGUGCAUCAGUCAUGAAGGAAAUGGAAAGUGAAGGGAACCCAAAGCCAAAUACAAGUGUACUGGAACAAGACACAAUGGAGCUAGGUGUGGCCACAGAUAUUGCCACUCAACAAAGACUCAUCAGAGAACAAGAAGUUGAUCUAAAGGAUGCUGAAAACAGUGGCUUUAUUAACAAGAACCUUGCUAAUCUACAUAAGGAUGAGAUGACUCUGAAUGAAAGAAUUAUUGAGAUAAGAAAUGAAGAAAAAAGGAACAUAGAUAAUAUAGAUGGUGAAGUGAAAGACUUGCAAACUGAACCUCAUGCAAGUGAUAGGCCAGACUUUAAUGCAUUGCAGCAAACAUCUGCAGGUGCUGGGGAUGGUAUGGGCAGCCAUGAUGCUGAUCAGGCAAACCACUCCCCAUCACCUGAGAAUCUUCAGCCUCGGUCUCCAAAUCCUCCAGCAGAAGCCAAGUUAGGCCUGUGUAGUGAUGAUGACAGCAACAGUGCCAGUGAUGCGAAUUUAAUGAAUUUUUCAGUGAAUAACCAUCUUGAGAAAAAUCAGUCCUGUGAACUAAGGGAGGAUGCAGAUUUCAUAUGUUCCCUGCUCCCAUACUUUAGUUUUAAUGAUGUGCAUCAGACUUUGGUUGAGAACAUUUGCCAUCCAGACCGUCGGGCCUUCGUACUGGAGGCGUAUAUAAACCUUGCUGUGGACCGCCAUGAGUCAGUGCAAGAUGAUGUUUUUCAGGGUCUCUGGGCUGCUAGAAAACGAUCCCAUGGAGAGGUGUCUGAUUCUCAUACUCUACCUCCAAAGAAAAGGAAGACUGAGUUUAUAUCUGAAUCACAGAAAGUGGUGAAAGAACAGCCAGUGAAUGUUCCGCAUGAAGCCCUCCCAUCUACCAGCACUGCUGGUUUUGCCCCUGUAGUGCCAAAAGAACCAGACAUGGCCAGAGGCAUUGAUCCUGGUACCUUUGAACCCCGAGUUGUUGAUCCAUUUCGGGAGAAGUGGUACAAAGAAAAAAUAGAUUUUUUGUGUGCAGUGGUACCAGCAGACAGGGAAGUGCUCUGGGCUCAGGUUCUCUCUUGCCAAACUAAUGAUGAUGUUGAAGCACUUAUGGAACGUUUGAUGGAGGAGCAGGACCAGAUUGUGAAGACUGUUCCUGUAAUACCACAGUAUGUAGAAAACCAGCCAAGCACAAGUACUGCUCAACCAGCAACUGUUGCUGGGCCUAGUAAUGAUCCUGGAACUAGUGACAGCAGUGAUGACAGUGCAACGGAUGAAGCAGUGGCUGGCCCGUCCAACGAAGAAGGUACUGAUGGAGGACCAACAGUAGAUCUUGAGGAGAAGAUCUUAACUCAAGUCAAGAUGCUUUCUGAGAUGUUUGAAAAUGCUGAUCCAGACUAUCUACAGGAGAGGUGUGUGGCCAUCAGUGGAGAUGACACAAAGUUCCAGGAAAUUGUGAAUGAACUCCUCCAGUCCACAGAUUACCCCAGGAUUGAAGAAUACCACAAAAGGCAAAAGAGAUUAGAAAUCAAAAAGAAAUUCAUUGAGGGCAUGUCAGUAGAAGAAUUUCUAGAGUACUUUGAAGAUCCAGAGAAGGUGUUCUGUGAUACCACCACCAACAUGAGUAACACCUACAAGGAAAAUGCUUGCACUCAACUCCAAAAGGAUCUGCCUUUCCAUCUCAGUCAGGAUAUUAAAAGUACACUCAAGAAGCACAACUACCACUAUUUGCCUUCCUUGAGGGCACUGCAGGAGAAUGAGAAGCUGGCUCGGCGAAAGACCAAGCGUACUUCCAACUUGAAGGAGAAGGAUAUGGAUGAUAUCUUCAUCAAAGAAUUGUGUUAUGUGCACAUGCAGGCAGAAAUAAAGGAAUAUCUCUGGAAAAAAGAAGAAAACAAGCGACGUGCCUUCCUCUUGGCAAAAGCAGCAAAUGAACUGCAAGAGUGUCAGUGUUGCUAUGAUGAUGAGGUGCUGGAAGCAGAUAUGGAGCCAUGCACUUCUCAGAAUGAUCAUCAUAAAUUUUGUGUUAAUUGUAUCAGAAGGUUUGUGGAGGAAGAGAUUGGACAGGGAAGGACAAGUUUCCGAUGCCUUGAGGGUGAGUGCAAGGAUGAGUUUUCCUUGACAACCCUCCAGAAAGUGAUGAAGCCUUCUAUCUUCUCAAAAAUUUUGGAACGAAAACAGCUGGAGGAAAUUGCAGCAGCUGACAUUGAGGACUUGGUAGCAUGUCCCUUCUGUAACUUUCAGACCAUCAUGCCAAAUCCAGAAGAUAAAGUUUUCAAGUGUCUCAAUCCAGAGUGUAUGAAGGAUUCUUGCAGGUACUGUAAGGAACCAAACCAUGUUCCCUUGCGUUGUGAGGAAGUGGAAAAGCAGCAUCAGAAGGACACGCGUGUAUUCCUGGAGAACAAGAUGACUGAAGCCAUUGUCAGAGUGUGUUGGAAAUGCGGCAAGAGAUUUAUCAAAGAUGAUGGAUGCAAUAAAAUGGUGUGUCCAUGUGGCGCCAUGAUGUGUUACAUUUGUAAAAAGGGAAUCCGAGGCUAUGACCACUUUGAUGGUAACCAUCCCCCCAAAGACCCCAAAAAAUGUCCACUGUGGAGCAAUUCCGUGAUUACCCACGCAGAGGAAGUGCGAGCUGAAGUCUUAAGGCUCCAAGAAGAACUGGAUCCAUCAGUGACGCUAUUCCAUAAUCCCUUCCAGGAUCUUCCUGAGGUACCAAAGAACUUAGUGAAGCACCAAGGAGGCCAGCCGGCACACCUACCUCAUGCUGCUCGACCUGUACACCACCAACAGAUCCAAGCUCGUCCUCAAGUUGUCUACCACAGGCAGCCUCAUGUCCCUAUUGCUCAUCAAAAUCAAGGUGUAUUUCAUUUUCCUGCUCAUCGACCACUUCCCCCAGCUCCACCUGCUCAUCGACAGCUCCCCCCAGCUCCACCUGCUCAUCAGCACUAUCCCCAAGUCAUGCAAGUUGGAGUGAUGAGGCCUCCACCAGUUAUGAAUAUUCCUGAGGCUAACCAGCAUCAUCAUCAUCAUCUUCAGCAUAUUCAUAUUCCUAUGAGACCUGUCCUUCUCCGACCUACUCAGCCACAUGGGGACAAUGCAGGAGUCAAUGAACACCUGAUGGAAAUGAGAAGGAAUCAAGAAAUGCAUAUGAGGUUGUGGACCAGGUAUAUGGAGCAUACUAACACUGCCAACAACGGUAGCAGCAGUGGCACCAGCAGCAACAGAGCCAACAGGGAUUAGGGCAGCAGUGCUCAUGAUAAGGAUGAAGGAUGGAGUACCAUUCUAAAGACAUUCCUAUGUGCAGGACACUGAAGUGGAAGUGUCAUAGUUGUUAAUGACAGGUACCACCAUUUUACAAAUUAAUAAGAUUUGCCAAGGAUAUAUCCAUCAAUUAAAAACAAAAUUUUACCUGUCUUUAUACUGAUAUGCAAGAGACUGUCUAGAUGGGAAUGCCUUGCUUGUUCCUCAUAAUGUACUUCCUAUAUUUUUGUAAGCCUGUCUAACCAACAUUGUUAAGGCUGCUAGUGAUUCUCUCAGUAGCAGUGAUGAUAAUGAUAAUGAUGUGUAAUAUUGAUUAUUGUUAUCACAGUUAUGUUGAUGAUGAUAAUUGAUGAUAAUCAUUGUUGUUGUUAUUACCACUUGGAAAAGAUGUUAAGACAUGAUGUAUUCAAUUUUGGAUAACUUUUUAUUUAAUUCCUAAAGUUAUGAAAAAAAUUGUAUUUAGUUUCUUUGCAAAUAAAAGAAUUAACAAG